GACACGCUAACUUUCCUCUCUUCGUGCGAAAUUUCAACAUUCCGAACUGGAGGCUGCAAGUAAACAACACGUCCGACAUUGUUGAGCCGUAGACAUCAGCUGAUUUCACAUAAUUCCUACGUUAAUUGUUUCUCUUUUCGCUCGCGAUUUGACAAAGAAUGAUCCGAUUCAUACUUCUUCAGAACAGGCAAGGCAAGACUCGUCUGGCCAAGUACUACGUUCCUCUCGAGGAUUCAGAGAAGCACAAGGUCGAAUACGAGGUUCAUCGGCUCGUGGUGAACAGAGAUCCCAAGUUCACGAAUUUCGUCGAGUUUCGUACACACAAGGUAAUCUACAGGCGUUAUGCUGGAUUGUUCUUUUCCCUCUGUGUUGACAUAACAGAUAACGAAUUGGCUUACUUGGAGUGCAUCCAUCUAUUUGUCGAGAUAUUGGAUCAUUUUUUCAGCAAUGUGUGCGAGCUAGAUUUGGUGUUUAAUUUCCACAAGGUCUAUUUGAUACUUGAUGAGUUUAUUCUCGCUGGGGAACUCCAAGAAACAAGCAAGAAGGCAAUUAUAGAGAGAAUGGGAGAACUGGAGAAGCUGGACUGACUGGUUAUGUUGUAGUAGUCUUAGGUUAUGUUGUAGUAGUCUUAAGUACAUGUUAGAUUAUGAGUUUUGAUGUCUUUUCCCUCAUUAGCCUUUUGUGGGUUUCUUCUUUUUAAAAUGAAUUUUAAUUCUUCAUUGUCCUGUGUUUACCCAUUUUCUGCUACCAUUCCGUUGUAAUAUCUUCAAUUGAAUUUGAAAAUUGCUAGUCCCUUUU
This is a messenger RNA of Tripterygium wilfordii, 798 nucleotides long. Its product is annotated as AP-2 complex subunit sigma-like. The transcript is spliced from 6 exons. Gene Ontology annotation, molecular function: clathrin-cargo adaptor activity. Gene Ontology annotation, cellular component: intracellular membrane-bounded organelle; AP-2 adaptor complex. Bases 159 to 587 code for a protein of 142 amino acids. The record is from RefSeq and is a predicted model, not a curated record. NCBI's taxonomy places the organism in Eukaryota, Viridiplantae, Streptophyta, Magnoliopsida, Celastrales, Celastraceae. Gene Ontology annotation, biological process: protein transport; clathrin-dependent endocytosis.